Molecule: messenger RNA, 1888 nt
Organism: Magnolia sinica
Lineage: Eukaryota; Viridiplantae; Streptophyta; Magnoliopsida; Magnoliales; Magnoliaceae
Exons: 3
Coding region: 766-1596 (276 amino acids)
Biological process (GO): endocytosis
Cellular component (GO): membrane; clathrin vesicle coat
Source: RefSeq, a predicted model, not a curated record
UCCCAACACUUAAAAUCCACGUCUGUCUCUGCAACACUUCCAUCCCUGCACAUACCCAUCAAAUUCGCCUCAAAUCCACACCAAAUUCAAUCUAAAUUCGCAAAUUCAUAUCGAAUCCAUUGAAAAUUUCUCAAAUUCCCCACACUAAACGCUAGAUUUCAUCAUCAUACAUCCAAUUUUCAUCGACCUCUCAAAACCCGCUUCUUCAGAUCUCAAAGAAACCCUCAAAUCCCCAUUUAAAGCUCCAAAUUCAGCUUCUGAUUACGAAAUUUCGGAUCUUGCAUUCUAAUUCCGUCCAUUUCCUUCACGGUUCUAAAAACCUACUUAUCUAACUUUCCAAAAAAAAUCCCAAACCCUUGCAGUUUUAUUCAAGUUCCAGAAAACAGAAAGGAUAAAGCCCAAAUUCUCUUGCAUUUUGCAAAACCCAAAAGUUAUAUUCAAAUUCAUCCCAUUUUACCCAAAAUUUUAGAUUCUCCAAAUCUCUGCAAAACCCCGAAUUCCAUGCAUUUCCAUUCAACCUCUUGGAAUACCUAGAAAAAACCCCCGGUAAACACCUAAGAUCUCAAAAGGAAAAAAUCUUAAUCCAUCCCAUCUUACUCAAGAUCUUCGACUUUUCAGUACCCGUUUCUCCAAAUCUCAUUAUAAAUCUAAAUUUGUUGGCAUUCUACGAAGUUUACUUAAUACCCAAAAAUCCACAAAAAAGGAGAAAAGGCCCAAAAGAUCCAUCCACAAACCUAUUUAAAUACCUCGAAUUACUUGAAAACCAUGUCAUUUGAGGAAGAAGACUCGUUCGAGCACACCCUUUUGGUUGUCCGCGAAGUCUCCGUCUAUAAAAUCCCACCUCGUAGCACAAGCGGUGGGUACAAAUGCGGGGAGUGGCUGCAGUCCGACAAGAUCUGGUCGGGGCGUCUCCGCGUUGUCUCGUGCAAGGACCGCUGCGAGAUCCGGCUUGAGGAUCCCAACUCGGGCGAGCUCUUCGCAGCCUGCUUUGUCCUCCCGGGCCAGCGGGAGAGCUCCGUUGAGACUGUUCUCGACUCAUCACGAUACUUUGUACUGAAGAUCGAGGAUGGUACGGGCAAGCACGCCUUUAUUGGGCUGGGGUUCACGGAGAGGAAUGAAGCGUUCGACUUCAAUGUCGCACUGUCGGACCAUGAGAAGUACGUUAGGAGGGAGCAUGAGAAGGAGGGCGGGGAGUCGAGUGACGACAGUCAGAUCGACAUUCAUCCCGCUGUCAAUCACAGGUUAAAGGAAGGUGAGACCAUCCGGAUAAAUGUGAAGAACAAAUCAUCUAGCGGAACUGGCAUGCUUUCAGCUGCUGGGUUGACUGGGGGUGUUUCCAGCACUGGAAAACCCAGUGCGCUUGCACCGCCGCCUCCUGGAGUAGGGAAAAUCAAGACUGUCCUUCCACCCCCGCCAAACGACCCUGCUGCUGCUCGGAUGACUUCUAGUCCUGGUGUGGGACUUAAGGGUCCCAAGGAAAAUUCAAGGCGCACCAUGGAUCCUUUUUCAGAUCUUUCAAAGAUCGAGAGAAGCCUUCCUUCAACGACUGGCUCAGCAUCAACAAAGAGUACUGCAUCAGGAUGGGCGGCAUUUUGAACCUUCUUGGAGCUUUCUUUGAAUACCAAUUGUGACCUUUUUUUGUUCUCCAUCUUUGGAGGAGAGUGAAAAGCAGACCCAAAAGAAAAGAAAGAAAAAAGGAAAAGAAAGACAAAUGCGAGCGCUCUGGACGAAUGAUCUUGGGUUGGAAGCGUGUGUUGUUGCAUUUUUUGGUUUCUGAAAAUAAUGAUUAGAGAAAUGUGUUGAGUGCUUCUCUGCUCUUGACUUGAAUUUAGAUGGCCUUUUACCGUCUUUUAUAUAUAUAUAAAGAGAUUGGCUAUAUUUGCAAUUA